CAUCGUUCCCUCUUGUGUCUCGGCUGUCUCCUCCCACCCCCUUCUGCAAAAAGGGUUUGAAAUUAUGUGUUGAAUUUUUCCUAAUAAUCGUUUCCUUGUUCUUUCGAUACAGACUUCAUUUAAUGUUUGCUUCCUUUUUCAUGAUUGAAGAUCUCCAUCUCUCUUUCAUAGACCCCACACGGAAACCUUUUCCAUAAUCAUUACCAAGCACUUUCUAUUCUGUUACUUCGCAUGUUGGGGGUUUGAUUAAAGGGUUUCUUCUCCUUUUUGGGUUUAUUUUCCUUUCCACCAUCACAUCCUCAUUUUGAAGAUCAUUUCGUGUUGAUUGGGUUAUUCCUCUCCUUGAAAGGAGAGGAAUUUAAAUCUAUGGGAGUAGAAAAAGAAUUUAGUGAGACCCUUCUAUUUAACAAACACAAUCGCCUUAAGCAAUAUCAUCUACUUGACGGGAGGUUUUGAUUCUAGGGUUUGUUUUAAUGUUUUAUAUCCGUUAAUGUAAGAUUCUUUGGUCUUCUGUGACACCCUUUUGUACAAUUUGGUUGUUGAUUUCAUCUGCUUCUCUUAGGACUUUUUACAGACGGCUGGUGUUCGUGAAGGGUUUGAUCUGGUUUCAACUGUUGUAACCACAAUUAUAAGGAAAAAAGACUAAUAUUGAUAAUGGGUUGUGUUAAUUGCAAGUGUUGUGGCAGAUUCCCAUCAUCUUCUUCUGAUGAUAAUGGGGACAUUCAUGCAAUUGAGCCAUUAGAAGUUGUUCAUAUUCUUUCUCACAAUCUUUAUUUGGAGUAUUCAGUGCUUUCUCAACGUGGGUAUUACCCUGAUACACCUCAUAAAGAGAAUCAAGAUUGUUACUGUAUCAAGACCCACAUUCAAGGUGACCCCAAUGUUCACUUCUUUGGUGUUUUUGAUGGGCAUGGUCAAUCUGGCACACAAUGUGCGAAUUUUGUCAAGAAUAGGCUAAUCGAGAUCCUUUGUAGUGAUGAUAGAUUGUUGGAAGAUCCUGCCGUAGCUUUUAACUCCGCAUUCUCCACUACGAACGAUGAGCUUCAUGCAAAUCAAGAAAUUGAUGAUUCUAUGAGUGGCACAACUGCAAUUGUGACUCUUGUCAUUGGUGAUAGGCUUUUCGUUGCUAAUGUGGGUGAUUCAAGAGCUGUGAUGUCAGUUAAGGAAGAGGGUAAUUAUCAACUUGUUGCUGAGGAUUUGUCCUCUGACCAAACGCCUUACAGGAAAGAUGAAUGUGAGAGAGUGAAGCUCUGUGGGGCCAGGGUUUUGAGUGUUGAUCAAGUUGAAGGGCUAAAAGAUGAGACUAUCCAAUCGUGGGGUGAUGAAGAGAGCCAAGGUAGUGAUCCACCACGGUUGUGGGUGCCAAAUGGAAUGUAUCCUGGGACUGCAUUUACACGUAGCAUUGGAGAUAGUUUGGCAGAACAUAUCGGUGUUGUGGCUGUUCCUGAAGUAAAAGAAUUUCAGCUCACUGCCAACAUUCCAUUUUUUGUCCUUGCAAGUGAUGGCGUAUUUGAGUUCCUAUCCAGCCAAGAUGUUGUGAAUAUGGUGAACAUGUAUGCAGAUCCCCGGGAUGCAUGUCGUGCUAUUACCCGAGAAUCAUACAAAUUAUGGUUAGAGCAGGAGAAUCGAACAGACGAUAUAACAAUCAUUGUUGUGCAUGUUAAAAGCUUAUCCGAUGUAAUACAAAAGGGAGUUAUUGCUUUCAGUGACUUUGUUCGAGCACUUAAUGUUACGGAUGGAACAGGAUUCAUAGAGAGUCAGGAGGUUAAGAAAAUGUUGAUCGGACUUUUAUGCGAGUCUCAGCUGAAACUGGCUGAUGAUACCAUUGAGAUAGUGCUCGAUAAGGUGAGCUUACUUUUGUAACUGUAACAUUCUUGAAGCAACAUCAAUACACAACAGAUAGAAAUUACAUAAAAGGUGAAAAAGGUAUUCAUUUGGCCCGUGUACUGUCCAAUAAAAUUACUAUUUGCAC
Molecule: messenger RNA, 1969 nt
Organism: Cynara cardunculus var. scolymus (artichoke)
Lineage: Eukaryota; Viridiplantae; Streptophyta; Magnoliopsida; Asterales; Asteraceae
Product: probable protein phosphatase 2C 35
Exons: 4
Coding region: 655-1860 (401 amino acids)
Biological process (GO): protein dephosphorylation
Cellular component (GO): nucleus; cytosol
Molecular function (GO): cation binding; protein serine/threonine phosphatase activity
Source: RefSeq, a predicted model, not a curated record